AUGCCUCUUCAUCUCCUUGGCAAAAAGUCAUGGAACGUAUACUCGCCGGCCAAUGUUGCUCGGGUCAAGGCCGACGAGGCCGCCGCCGCCGCUCGCGAAGCUGCCGAAGAGCAGCGCAUGCAGGAGCUCGAUGCCACGCGACGAGCCGCCAUACUACGAGGCGAGACACCGCCACCACUUCCAGAGGAGGGUGCAGAAAACGAUAAAAGGAAAGCCGACGGAAGAGAAGGGCAUGAUCGAAAGAGACGGAAGUUGGCCGGUGAGGAUGACACGGAGAGAGACAUUCGGUUGGCAACGUCUGCCGCCGCGCCCAAGGAAGACGCGAAUAACGAUGCAAAACUCCUGAAGCUGAGGAAGCCAGGGAGCGACGCUCCGUUGACCGACCACGCGGGCAACAUCAACCUCUUCCCGGUAGACCUGAGAGAGGCGAAGAAGCGCGAGAAGAAUGAGGAGGCUGAGAAAGAAAAGAGGAAGAAGGAGAAAGCUCUGGAGGAUCAGUAUACCAUGCGCUUCUCGAAUGCAGCGGGCAGAGGCGGACUGGAACAGCCAUGGUACGCUGCUGGUGGAAGCAAAACUGCAGAGAACCAUGACGCACUGCUAGGAUAUCAAAACAAGGACGUUUGGGGCAACGAAGAUCCACGCCGGAAGGAAAGGGACCAAGCCAGAAUCACCUCGAAUGACCCCUUCGCCUUCAUGCAGAAGGCUCAGACCCAGCUGAAGAAGUCCCGCGAUGACAAGAAGAAGUGGGCCGAGGAGCGGGAUCGUGAACUCCGAGAGCUAAGGGCUGCGCAGGAGAGGAAAUCUAGGCGGGAGAGACAUGGCAAAAGAAAGGGACGACAUAAAGAAGAGCCGGGCGAGAGCUUAUCACUCGACCGGCAACGCGAGAGAGACAGAUCGUCAAAGCACAAGCGUCGCCAUCGCAGCCGGAGCCGGAGCCCCGAAAAACUACUUGAGCACAAGUCAUCUCAUCGACGCGAGAGGAAACGUAGUCGAAGCUGGACUUCAGGCGGCGACGGACAACAUGAACGGAAGUCUUCCCAUCGACAUGAGCGAGAACGCGCGGAUGGCCUGUACGAGAGGAAGACGGAACGUAGCCCAAUACAUCUGUCGGAGGGAUAUCAGGCCCGUGCCGCGGAAGGGGGCCGGCGUAUGGUGUAGUAUAAAAUCCGAGGAUUACCUAGGUAUCGUCGAGAAUGACUAAUCAAUAUACCCAUUCCCAC
Messenger RNA from Trematosphaeria pertusa, 1220 nucleotides. RefSeq lists its product as uncharacterized. The record is from RefSeq and is a predicted model, not a curated record. The transcript is spliced from 3 exons. Bases 1 to 1158 code for a protein of 385 amino acids. NCBI's taxonomy places the organism in Eukaryota, Fungi, Ascomycota, Dothideomycetes, Pleosporales, Trematosphaeriaceae.